AUGGCCAUCAUCAACUUGCGCGCAGAUGGCCUGCACAUCUUGGACAGAGACCUCCGCCACCUUUGCUGGCUCCUGGCAGAUAUGAACAAGAGGAGGGAACCGCAUGCGGCCGUGUUUGCCAGCUUGGCGCGGGAGUUUGUCCUGCCGUUCUUGGCCGUGACCUUUCGAUCUGCAUCAGAGUCUCCAGUAGCUGCAGGCCUCAAUCACAUCUCCGCAAUCAGCGAGUGCGGCCGGCUGUUGAGCUUUGGCGCUCUUAGCCAGUCCGACAUGUCAGACGUUGGCCCGGUGGUUGCCGUGGCAGCGGGAGAUUAUCACGCCUGUGCCGUGACGGCAAGCGGUGAUCUGGUUUGCUCCGGAUCGAACAAAGGUGGCCAGUGCGACGUACCGCCAGACCUGGGUCCGGUGGUGGUCGUCGCUGCGGGAGCCUAUCACACUUGUGCCCUGACACAGGGUGGCAAGCUGGUGUGCUUCGGCUCGAACUUCUGCGGCCAGUGCAGCGUCCCCACGGACCUUGGUCCAGUGGUGGCCGUGGCCGCAGGAAAUUCUCAUACCUGCGCCGUGACGGAGGGGGGCAAGCUGGUUUGCUUUGGAUCCAAUCAUCACGGCCAGUGUGACGUGCCGCCACAUCUUGGUCCAGUGGUGGCCGUGGCUGCAGGAGUUUACCACACCUGCGCCGUGACUGCAACCGGCGAGCUGGUUUGCUUCGGAUCAAACGAGCAUGGCCAGUGUGACGUUCCAGCCGACCUUGGCCCAGUGGUGGCAGUGGCCGCAGGAUUUCGUGACACGUGUGCCGUGACAGCCAGCGGCGAGCUGGUUUGCAUGGGGUCCAGCGCCGGCCAGUGCAACAUGCCGAUGGACCAUGGCCCUGUGGUUGCCGUAGCUGCAGGGUUUCGCCACACCUGUGCCGUGACGGCGGGUGGCAAAUUGGUCUGCUUCGGUGAGAAUCAAGACGGCCAACCUUCCCCCGUGAAGGUUCAGGUCUCGCUGCCGCGACAAGCCUUGCUGGGCUCAGUGUGCUGA
Molecule: messenger RNA, 1020 nt
Organism: Symbiodinium natans
Lineage: Eukaryota; Dinophyceae; Suessiales; Symbiodiniaceae
Source: the annotation of a GenBank genome assembly